GAUUGGGUCACGUGGGGCUGUUUGGUUCGACCUGGCGCCGCGUACUUGUUCUUUUUGUGUGAAGAUACAUUAUAUCCUAUAAUUGUAUAAAUAUUGACUAGCUGCACAUGUAUUUGUCCAGAAUGGUGUUUCCUGAAUUUUUAGUCUCUGGGAUACUUUCCCUCCGCCCGGGAUCAAAACUGGAGAUUUCAGCAUUAUUCUAGGAUUUGACGUUUCUUUGAGUAGAAGAAACAGUUAUGCAGCGGAGAAACAAAGCAUCGAAUGUCGGAUUGCUUCUGCUACUUUCUCAGAUCUAUCAAGUUGGAUUGAACAGAAUUCCACCUGUCACACUUGUGACAUUGGCAAUAAACAUUUUUCUUUUUAUACAACCUCUGAAACGACUGGAUGAAACAUGCAUUAGCGUUAACGAGUGUCUUUACAUGAAAGAUUGGCAUCGUUUAUAUCUUUCACCAUUUCAUCAUGCAGAUGAUUGGCAUUUAUAUUUUAAUAUGGUUUCCCUGCUUUGGAAGGGAAUUAAUUUGGAAAGUAAGCUUGGAAGUGCAUGGUUUGGAUAUAUAAUUGCAUUGUUUUCUCUGCUAGUUGGAGUUCUAUAUAUGAUUCUGGAAAUUGCACUUGCAGAACUUCUGGAUAAUCCUAUGUAUAAGCUAAGCUGUGCUGUAGGGUUUUCAGGAGUGUUAUUUGCUUUGAAAGUUCUGAACAACUAUUAUCACCCUGGAGGCACCAGCAGAAUCAUGGGAAUACUUGUGCCAAACAAAUAUGCAUGUUGGUUGGAACUUAUAGCAAUUCAUUUACUUAAUCCAGGGAGCUCUUUUGCUGGUCAUCUGGCAGGUAUUCUUGUUGGCCUGAUGUACACCAAAGGACCUCUAAAGACAAUCAUGGAAGCAUGUGCAGGACAAAGAAACAGCUAUAGUUCAGGUGGUUUUAGUUAUUCUGGCAAUCCAUACUACACAUCAAGAGACUAUAAUGUGUACACUGAUGGAUUGAAUGAAGAGGAGCAGUUUGAAAGGGCAAUGAGAAACAGUCUGAAUGACAGAGGUGGCAGCUCAAGAAAUUACAAUGCUGAAAGGAGACCCUAUGGCUUCUGGUUUCCCCCAGAGGGACCAUCAGUAGAAGAACUUCAAAGGCAAAGGCUUAACAGAUAUGAAAGACAGUAAAAUUCUUGAGUGUCUGGUGGUGAUAUAUAAAGAUGUUUGUGGUAACUACCACAUGUUGGCCGAUUUUUUUUCCUGCCACAUUUAAACCGUCUUUCAGAAGAGAAUGUUUCCUGUCAGGUAUAUAUUUAAGAGGUGCCAAACUGUGUGAAAAGGUUAGGUCUAAAUUGUACUUUCUUGGUCUGGGGAUUUUAGAGAUUAAGGUUUAAAUUGAAAAGGUACCAAACAGCCAGACAUAAGUUAAAGAAUUCAGUUCACCAGGAACAAUUCUGAGGCUCUCUUGUUCAACUCCUAUUCAUCACAGGGGGUGGAAUUUUGAAGUUUCAGGGCAUUUUUGACUGUUCAACCUUUGGAGGUCAUUUGAGCCUACAGAUGUAUUCAAAUAUGCAUUUGUAAAUAUAGAGAUACUUUGUCAAACAGUUGUGUUCCAACAUUGCAUUAUUCUAUAAUGUAUUCAUAGCAAUAGAGUUAAUUAUUGCAAAGCAUUAAUGUAAUGUAAAUUAAGCCAGUAGUGAAAGAGUGAGUAAACAGAGUACGGCAAUAGCGAACAUAGAUAAUUAAGCAAAAUUUUGAGAUAAAAAGACGGAAGGCAAUGUAUUAAAAGUUAUCACAGCUUUCAUUUGGCUCAGACCUACCAUCUACUAGCAGGUAAAUCCACUUAUUCUUUUGCUUCCAAGGUCAUCUCAGAACAAUUGUUUAAGGAGACAAAAAGCCCUUCUUGGGCGUUUUCUGCAGUGUUCUGGGACAUUGCUGUAUGCUUGUGAAGGGUCAUUUUCAGUUAACAAAGUGUCAGUGAUAGACUGUACAUGUAAAUUCAUUUACAUUAUUACUCUCUCUGUUUUGUAUGAUACGCCUGAAAUUUGUAUUUAAGCCGAAGGAAGGGAACUUUUGCUGCCUUUGCCUUGUUCAGUAUAAUUUGAAGCAUACUUUGAUUUUAUCCUGUUGUGCAUAACUACUGGAAAUACUUACACGUUGAUUUAUUUGGCUAUUGGAAUGCAAGUUGUCUUAUUUGGCAGGAUUCUGUACUUUUGAAACCUUAACGCAUCUAGGAAUUUUGCUCCGAAUAUAUCAAUAUAUACAUUGCCUCACAAGAAACAGCUGAAUGAGAACUUUCUUGAAAUUUAGUUAAUGUAAUUUGUUUUGUCUUCUGGAUUUCAUCAGCAGAUUCUCAGAUACAACUAUCAAGCAUUCAGCAUCUGCAGGAUAUUUUUUUCCUGUUCAAUUCUGUCCCAAGGAAAACAAAACAAAGAUGCAAAUGCAGAAUGGUUUGGGGCUUUUCAAGUGGUGAGGAUCCUAAAUCUGGUGUUCGAUUUCAGAUGGUCAGCAACAGAUUUUACAGGCCUCAUCAUAGGAAAUAUUGAUUCUUCCCAUAAUUGCAUUGGCAGUGCAAAGUUUUGCUCUACAUGUGCAGCGUAUAUACUAACCAUGUUGUAGUCAGUCUUCAAACAGUUUAAUUUGUUGUGGAAGCAAUAGCAUUUAGUGUUUAGAAAAUAGCGUGUCCCCUUGUGAAAAAAGAACAAUUUCUGUCUCUUAAGAGCUCCUGUCUUAGUGAGCUAAUUUGAGUGCACUUUGCCAUCAUGUUUAAGCUUCAGUAUUUAAUUUGCAAUGUUCUACCAUUUCCAGAAUUCUAGUAGUUAUAAUUUUAUACUAAUGUUCAUAAUAAAGAUUUCUGUGCCUUUUUCAAAAAAAGCACCUCUAGCUCUUGAAAAGUUGAUCUUUAGGUGGGGCAAGAGGUUUGAAACUUGUUUAAUCAUGUUUCUGUAUGUUAAUUCGCAUUGUGCCUUGUAAAUUUUCUUGCGGCUUGUAAUUUUUGCUGUAAAAAAUACAUGUAUUCCACACUUGUUUCAGAUGA
Eublepharis macularius is the source of this 3003-nucleotide messenger RNA. RefSeq names its product rhomboid domain containing 1 (gene RHBDD1). Gene Ontology annotation, molecular function: serine-type endopeptidase activity. Bases 237 to 1154 code for a protein of 305 amino acids. Gene Ontology annotation, cellular component: membrane. The transcript is spliced from 8 exons. Lineage: Eukaryota; Metazoa; Chordata; Lepidosauria; Squamata; Eublepharidae. The record is from RefSeq and is a predicted model, not a curated record.